Messenger RNA from Parathielavia appendiculata, 3957 nucleotides. RefSeq lists its product as uncharacterized. Gene Ontology annotation, molecular function: protein binding. The transcript has 5 exons. Gene Ontology annotation, cellular component: membrane. The record is from RefSeq and is a predicted model, not a curated record. Gene Ontology annotation, biological process: arachidonate metabolic process. Bases 1 to 3957 code for a protein of 1318 amino acids. Lineage: Eukaryota; Fungi; Ascomycota; Sordariomycetes; Sordariales; Chaetomiaceae.
AUGUCGCCUGGAGACUUCGACGAGAAUGAGGCCAUCAAUCUUCUCUCUCUGGACGGCGGAGGUGUCCGUGGAGUUUCUUCUCUGGUCAUCCUCGACCAGAUCAUGACGAAGAUCAAGGAUAUGUACAAACUCUCCGAAGAGCCCAAGCCCUGUGACUUCUUUCACAUGAUUGCAGGUACCAGCACGGGAGGACUCAUCGCGAUCAUGCUCGGGAGACUGCGGAUGUCGACCAAAGAGGCCCUACAGGCGUAUGACAACUGUGCCGCCAAAAUCUUCGCACGAGACAACCGGAAGACUUGGAGCUUGUCGGACAAGUUUCAGGCCACUGCGCUUCGGGAAGUUGUUGAGAGCAUUGUUAAGGAACGCGGCUUGGGCGAGUAUAUGCGGGAUCCCGAGUUCCCCAAGAAAGGGAAGGCGAUUGUGUGCGUCAUGCCCGCGGGCAACAUUGGGAAGCCCCGUUUCGCGCGCUCCUUCUAUGGUGACCAGGGCACUGAGGAAAAUUGGGAUGAGGGUGUCUUGAUAUGGGAGGCUGCCAGGGCGACCACCGCCGCUUCUUCGUUCUUUAAGCCUCAAACACUGGGCCGCGGCAAGUCAGCACAGCCAUACAUUGACGCAGCAAUUGGCGUGAAUAACCCUGUGGACUAUCUCCUGACGGAGGCUGUCAAUGAGUUUGGAUCCGCGAAACGGCUCGGCUGCAUCGUUAGCAUCGGCACUGGCACCAGGGAUGUCAAACUGGAGAGAGGAUGGCUCGGUCUUGCGAACCUGCUCCGGAUCAUCGGCAUUUUGAAAAAUACCGCCACGGACGGCCAGGAAACCCAUCGACGACUCCAAGCAAGACUGUCACCCUUCCCUGGUUCAUACUAUCGCUUCACCGUUCCUAAUGCGGCCGAGCAAGUUGGCCUGCAUCACUACAAGAAAAUACCCCUGCUGAAAUCUUCGACUGCCGAAUACCUCACCGAGCCGGAACCGGCCUUGAUAAAGAGCAAGUUUAAAUACAUCUUCUACAUCGAUGGUUCGAUGCCUGCCACAAUCACUCAAAGUUAUGCCCAGAUCGCCAAGCGGUACGACCUCGGAAUAUCUGGGACUACCGAAGGCAUGAAGAACCUCGCAAUGCGCUGGAUGGAAGAGUUGGCGGAUGAGUGGCUCCUGAUCUUUGACGACUGCAAGCCUGACGACCGGCGAGCCCAUCUUCCUGGCAGAGGCAAGGGCAACGUCAUCUACACAUCUCGUUCCACCGAGUUGAGAAAUGAUCUUCCCCACGACUGUUUGCUCGAAGUCCCCCCGUUCACAGAGGCGGAUGCGGUACACCUCCUGUUGAAAGUGUCUGGCCGCCAACAGGGGUCCGUAGGUUCGUUCGAAGACAUGGAAGCGGCUCGAGCUAUUGUUCGUGAGUUGGGCUCCUUGCCACUCGCCAUUGACAAGGCGGCAGCGUCCAUCCGGGAUCGGAGGCUAGCAUUCCACGACUACCUCAAACAAAUCCGCGAUCGCAAGGUUGGCAUACUCUCCGACCCCCGUUACAGAAACAGGAAGGUUGAGAAUCCCACAGUCUACGCCACCUUAGAGCUCUCGGCCGAAGCCAUCAUGGCCCGAAGAAAACGCGAGGGGAGGAAUGGACGAGGGCUUGGAGCAUCCAUGGCUCUAAAAGUCCUGAGCCUGUUGUCCUUCUACCACCACCAAGAUUUCCCAGCCGUCAGGGUAUUCAGUCGUGCAGCCAAAGAGCGGUUUAAACGAAAUGCCCACGUUGCUGUGCCUUUGCGCGAGGUCAUGGAACCUCCAGACAGGGAUUUCGACUCCAUGCUGCAAGUUGGCACUGAUGGGGAAUGGGACCAGCACUACUUCGGUGUCGGAUUGUCCGUCCUGGAAAACUUCUCCCUUGUCAAGGUGGACGGCCGCCGUGGGACCGUGUCGAUGCACGUUCUGGUUCAUCGCUGGGCACGGCACAGAUUGGGUGAGAAAUCGAGGGCUUACAUUCAAUACAGUCACCUAACGAGGAUUAUGGUCACGGAAGCAAUCCUGAUAUCGUGGAAAUGGAACGAGGCAUUCAUUACCCGCGAACUGGACCCUCAUCUUUACCUUUGUCACGCGAGAGGCAAGCUCGCAUCCCCCGACGAUAACUACUUGGCUGGGCUACUUCUCAAACUCGGCUGGUACUAUAAAUUGGUCAAGAACUUCUCCGCGGCCGAGGAGGCGCUUUCCCGUUGCCUGCGUCUGUGGAGGUUGGAGAGCGGUGGCUACAGUUGGAACGUUAUCAACGCCCUGACUGCUCUGGGUGAGCUUUACCACGAAAUGGGACGUUUGGGGGAAGCGGAGCUUGCGUACCUGGAGAUCAUCGACAGGAUUAUGGGGAGAAUCAAAGAGCUGGGGGGUGUCAUGGGACAGGGGCAGAAACAACGAAAAUUGCAUCCUCGCUGGAGGAGGGCUUCGAAUCUCUACUUCAAGCGGCCACGAAAGACGGUUCCAAAGAGCCUGUCGGAGUCUAGACUGCACGAAGGCCUCGAAUGCGCGCUCGAGGACCAAGCUGAUGAACAGUCACAGACAGCAGGCAAACCGAUAGCCGCAAUAUCGGACUCUGAGGAGGGUCAAGAGGAUGCCGAAGACUUUUGGAUCUACCAUCGUCUCUACCACGCGGACUUGGCAAGAGUGUACAUGGACCAGGACAGAUAUGGGGUGGGUAAACGCAUGCUUAUGAACUCCCUACAAUUCCUCGACGAGGAAGGUCACAUACCGAAAGACCACGUCGAUUACAUGCGGUUGGAGCACGAGGUCAAGGCUCUGACGGAACCGGGCAACCUGCAGUACUGGAACAAACGCGCCAACGAGAUGUGCGACCUCAUCGACAAAGGAAACCUGUCUUUCGUGGAGAGCGACGCGUAUUUUCAACUCAUGGUUGCCCACGCCAACUGUGUCCUGAAGAACGGCAUGUGGGAUCUGGCGUACAAACACUACUCCGGUGCAUACGAGAGCUUUGAGAAGGUUUGGGGAGCUUGCGACCGAAGGAUGCUUGAGAUAUUGCGCCGCAUGGUUGACUGCCUUGUGGAGGGAGACAGGUGCGAUGAGGCUGUGGAGGUGGCAAGAAAGUGCGUCCGGCGGGCACGGCAUGUUUAUGGACAGUUCCAUCGAGAGAUGGUGCUGGCGCUGGAGAAACUCUACGAGGCGCUGUUCUUCGAGAAGCUUGAGGACGACGAGGAGGGAGACAAUAUUCUACGGGAGGCCUUGUUUAGCGCUGAGGAAGGCCUUGGACCGAUUCAUUCAAUAACGCUUCGCAUUCGACAUCGGAUGCAGCGGCGGAAACGAGCAAUGAAGCAACCGCAGAGGCCAUUUCGACAAGGUCCCGGGGAGGCUGAGGCCAGCUCUCGCUGGGAAGAUGCAAAGGCGAGACUAGAGCAGAUGAAGCGCGAUCUUGGCUCGAAUCACAUCAUCGUCAGGCGUUUUGCGCGCACAGUUGGGGACCGUCCGCCGAAGACAAAGGAGGAACAUCUUACGAGAGUACUUGCCUGUUUUGGACCUAAUAGUUCGUUGACGAACAGGCUCCAAGAGGAGCUCGAAAUGAAACGAUCCGGGUUGGUCGGGGAUACAGAGAGUGGCGGACAAGGCAGCUCUCCAGGAGUCCGCAGCGGUGAGACCCCAUUUGACCUUUGUGCUUGCAAUGAACCGCUCCAUGCCGAGGGGUCGAAGGGAUAUGCGGCCAUGGAGAGCAACGACAUAUCUGGCUCUGACGGACGGCAAAGAGACACUGCAAAGACGAGUGCCGAGACUGUGAGGCAACCCAGGAUACUAGCAAGACCGCUGCCCGUAAAAGCUGCCUUCAAUGCUGUUGAAAUGUCCAGGGACAUCCGAGAGAUUCCGGAUUCGGCGAUUCAGGGGUUUAAUGCUCCCAGCAUGUUUGACGAGUUCAAGAACGAGCCGGUAUACAUGUGUGGCUUUUACACGGGCAGUAUGUUUGGAGAGUGUUCUUAG